Saccostrea cuccullata (small rock oyster) is the source of this 907-nucleotide messenger RNA. RefSeq lists its product as uncharacterized. The transcript has 3 exons. The record is from RefSeq and is a predicted model, not a curated record. Lineage: Eukaryota; Metazoa; Mollusca; Bivalvia; Ostreida; Ostreidae. Bases 177 to 707 code for a protein of 176 amino acids.
AUAGAGCUUCUCAAGGGAAAUUUAAGAGGGGAGGGGAUACUGUUCAUAAGAAAUUGGAAACUGUAUUACAUUUAUAUGGAUAGACACAAACAAUAAAUUUUUUGAUAUUUGUUGUAACAUUUUUGUAGUGAUCUGUGAGAGGAAACUUAAAGGCUGAAAGCAUGUGAAGGAAAAAAAUGUUUCGUUUUUCAAUGAAGGAUGACAUCGAAUUGCUGAAAGAAGUGUCGAGUGUUAAUCCCUUUUCUGGGGACUCGGUAAAUAAGUGGGCAGAAAUUGCAGAAAAUUUUAUGAUGGCUCAUGAAGGAGUAGCCCUGGAUGGAAGGCGCUGCCGAGAGAGGACAAGUCUCCUUCUUUCAUAUUUUAAAGCAGAUGAUAGAGAUAAGCUGUACAGAUCUGGAACUGACGAAGAGUAUGGCGAGAAAGAACAGUUGUUACAGGAAGUCCUAGAAUUAUCUGAGCAGGUCAAAUUCAAAACUGAAAAAGGCAAAGAUGAAAGCCAAAAAGCGCAAUUAAUACGGAAAAGGGCGAUCGAAAACAUGAAAACAGCUACCUCUGAUGAGAACGAUGACAGUCAGUGUUCAGUGAAGAGAAGAAAAUCUAAUACUAUGAUCGACUUCCUCACUCAUAAGACUGAGAGCGAAAACAAAUUGAAUCAAGAAAAAAUUGAGCUAGAAAAAAAGAAGCUGGAGUUAGAUGAGAAAAAAUAGCAGCUGGACCAAGAAAGAUUCCGGUUAGAGAAAGAGGAAAGAACUGCAAUGAUUGAUUUAUGCAGACAGUUAAUCGAGUAAAAAAACUAACUGUUUAACUGCAGCCAGUAUUUAUUAAUAGCAUUUAACUUUUUUCAUUAUGUUAAAAAUGAGAGCUAAUAAACUUUUACUUUAUCUGUUGUUAAUAUAUUGUUCUAAAG